CUUUUACGCAUCAGUUGUUCGAGUAGGUGUCAACACAGAAGUCGCCUCGUUUUUAAACUAAACCAUGUUGCACCUGGAUUUUAAAUAGAAAACACCAGCAUUUGUUUGUAAUAUAAUCCAGAUUAUAGUGAAGCGUAGUCCAGCGGAGCAAGUGGUCCUAGAAAAAAAAAAAAGAAAAAAAAAAAGAAAAGAGAUUUUCGUCAUGGGAGCGCAUGGAUGGAGCUCAGCCAGCUUCGGUUUCGUCGUUUGUGGAUACUUGGCGUUUUUCUGCGGGCACUUUGUCCCGCAGGCUGAGGCGGGCUGCAGGGAGAGGGAGAGCCCGAACUGCUGCACCGGCCGGAAUAACGAAUGCUUUGAGUACACGAAGAGGAAAACAGUGUGUUACUGUGAUACCUACUGUCAGAAAACCAGAGACUGCUGCGAGGACUACCAGCGCGUGUGCCUAAUAUCUGCAGCCAUUGACUGUGUGGUGGGAUCAUGGGGUCCCUGGUCGUCAUGCACGUCCCCGUGUGGAGUCGGCAGCACCGAGAGGAGUCGCCAAGUAUCUGUUCCCCCCAGAAACGGAGGCACGCCCUGUCCCGACCUCAAGCAGCGCCGAGGAUGCUUCGGGAACAACGCCAUAUGCAGCACGGCGAAAGAGGUGGCAAAGAUCCUGCCUGAUUCUUUCAAGAGGAACUUCAAGGACCCUUGGAGGCGACCACACAUGCUGAUAAAGGAGGAGAAGGCCAGUUACUGCGUGUACCUGCGGGUGAAACAGGCCAGUGCAGCGUGUAAACUCAAACUGUGGAGCGCUCAGCUGGUGAGAGAGAGGCUGGUGUGUGCAGAGUGUCAGAGCGAUGCCAUGUCGAAGUCGGAUCGCUGCGGAGGCGACGGCCUGGAGAGCACCAGAACGUUCUGGGCAGCAGCUUCAGUCCCGGGCUGCCACGGCUCCUGGGUGCGAGAGUCGUCCUCCGAGCGCUGCCGGUGCCCUCCCUACUCGGUGCUCUUCGUCUGAGCCGACCACGCAGCCCUCAGACGCCUGUUUGCAGGGACACGAUUUCCCUCAGAGCCUCCUGCUAAGCGUGGAGAGCCCUGCCAGCCAAGCCAGACCCUCCGAUCCAGACUACUGGAUGGGUAACUCAAGGAGAUCAGCAGCAUCCUGCCACUUUUUCCUUUCACCUCAUACUCUGUACUGUAUACACUUAUUACUAAGCACACAAAAAUUCUUGCAUUUAACUUCAGAUUUUGCAGCCACGUUAUGUACUUUUCUCCUCCAAAGCACAGCGACAUCUAUAUGCCUUUUUACCUCUGAAUCUUUGCUAUCUACCUCCAUCAAUGCAAGUGCAUUUUGCUAAUGCAUAAUGUAUAAAUAUAUAAAUAUAUUAUUUUGCUUUAUACAUUUUCUACUUAUGAUUGUUUAUGUGUAAUGUACAUGUGUCUAUAUAGCUACACUUAUUUGUAUCCAACAACAUUUAAGCAUCAAACAGCAGCUGCGUCGCCCAGUUUAAGCCCCGAUCCAAAGAGUCCGACACGAUCCGCAGGUUGGAGAUGCUACAAAACUGGUUCAUCCAAGUCGUAUCCAUCGCUAGAAACCUUGAGUCGAUAUAUCUAUGUUCUGCAGUUUUGUCCCGAUCGAUAUUUCAUUUCAGCAAAAAAAAAAAUACCAGCAAAUGAAGUUGACUAUCAGGUGUUGAUUCUCAGGUGCUUAGAUUUGCGUCUUUGUCUCUCAAGCUUCCUCUUUCGUGUCUUCUGAUGGUUCAGUCACUGAUGUUUUCAGCAGCUUAAAGUGACUCACGGCUGAAAUCAAACCCAUCUGUUUGCAUCUAAUAUUGUUGGAGAGGAAAAGGAGCCAUAUAAGAGAAUUUCACUGUGGUUCUCUCUGUCCUCUGUGUCCAAAAAAAAAAAAAGAAAAAAGCUUAAUGACUGUUUUCUCUCUCUGCCUGUCCUGCUCACAAAGGAGUUUUUAUUAUCAGCAGAGUAUCAUCCAAUAUAAACACCGCACGCAGCCAAGUUACUCCAAUAUUAUUAAUUAACAGAAUCUCCCCCCAGCGCUCCCCACAGCUCCUUGGCUCGUACUUCUUCUUCGUCUCUGUUCUUGUUGUCCCCUACCGACUUGGUGUUUAAAAGAAAUUGCAGAUUAACCACAGCGUUACCCUCUCUGACGUACAAACAGUCGACUGGCUCAGCUACGCCUUCCCACUUCUCUUUUACUGCUGGUUUAAGAGGAGGACUGGUGAAGUCCCAGCGAAGGGCUGUUCCCUCUGGAAAGCUGUUACUUUCUCUCCCCCGUGUCUGUGUUUGUGUGUUUAUUUAUUAUAAAAACAAGUGAUGAUUUUAUUAGUGCAGCACAGCAUACUCUGUACACUGUCCAUUAGUGAGAAUAAACAGCUAUACUGUCACCUC
Messenger RNA from Stegastes partitus (bicolor damselfish), 2382 nucleotides. RefSeq names its product somatomedin-B and thrombospondin type-1 domain-containing protein. NCBI's taxonomy places the organism in Eukaryota, Metazoa, Chordata, Actinopteri, Pomacentridae. The record is from RefSeq and is a predicted model, not a curated record. The transcript is spliced from 5 exons. Bases 203 to 994 code for a protein of 263 amino acids.